Messenger RNA from Paraphaeosphaeria sporulosa, 868 nucleotides. RefSeq lists its product as uncharacterized. The record is from RefSeq and is a predicted model, not a curated record. Gene Ontology annotation, cellular component: membrane. Gene Ontology annotation, biological process: symbiont-mediated transformation of host cell. The transcript has 3 exons. NCBI's taxonomy places the organism in Eukaryota, Fungi, Ascomycota, Dothideomycetes, Pleosporales, Didymosphaeriaceae. Bases 154 to 795 code for a protein of 213 amino acids.
CUAGUAGACUCCUGGCGGUAGUCACAAGUUGCGAACAUCUACUCCCGGCCACAACUACACGAUCCCACAAUUCAACGUACACAUCACCAGCUCUGCACUACUUCACGCAACCUCCUACCUCCGCCUAUAAUACCACGUAUCAAGCCACCUAUUAUGGCAAACCCUACAAUUGAGUGGAGAAGGCGCGUUCUGCUUCCCCUCUGGGCCAUACGAAUAUGCUUGUUGCUUGUUAUUGUCAUUGGUUUCUCUGUAGCAAUGGGUUCCAAUUACGACGAUGCCCGGCGCAUCAUCAGGUACCCUGCUGCUGUGGCUUUCCUUUUCUUCACGAUCGUCGUCCUGUUGCUGGAUGUGAUACAGAUCAUCCUUUGGACCCGCGACAGGCUCUAUCCCACCUACUUUGCCGGCUUGACUAUCUUCCAAGCGUUGUUCUGGGGACUUGUAUUGCUCAUGGACAUUGUUUCGAUCGCAAACAGUCAGCAAAGCUCUCGAGCAGUCAGCUUAGUCGUCGUCAUAUUUCUCUUAUACCUUGGCCUCUUCAUUUAUGCUCUGCGUGGCUUUUUGAAGCAACGCAGGCUUUCGAAACAAGGUCACUACACGCCAGCGAACGAUGCAGGGGCGCCCGCUGUCGCAGAGAUCCGAUACUCAGAGUCGACGUUCGAUCGAAACGACGAGCAACACCACUCGCCGAUAUACCGUGGGGGAGAUUUAGGAGAAUCAGAGCCGUUGUAUGCCGAGGACGAAGGGCUGGUGGAUCGUUAUGUCGACCGGCCUAAGAAAUUUACGACGAUGGUGUAAGAGACAAUUGUACUAAAGGCAUUACUGCAAUUUGGGCAGCAUUUUGAUUGGCAUGGAGGAGGCUUCGAACUUC